ACUUCGAAGUGACAGAAAGCUGUAACUAAGUUGUGGGUGUGGCGACAGCGAGGUAUCUAUUUCAUUUAAGAGUGAUAGCUGUACCGGUUCAUUCAGCGUAAAAACUGGCUCAAGUCAAACCUUUUCGGCGCCGACAUUUGUCUUUGUCGCCAUCUAUUUAUACAGCUUUACGAAACGCAUACUGGAGGGUUCGAUCGAGACCACAGCAAACUUGAGGAUAGAACGAGGGGGCGUUCUCCAGUUCAGCAAUACACGGUUUCACGCUCGUAAUAUAAUCGUACUGAGAUUUGCGUUGUAUGGUGUCCAAAGGAUAUUUGGUGUCCCUUGGAAUUGUAAUAAUGAUCGAACACAUGGCAGAAUAAACGCUGGACGGUAAGGCUGUCCUGUGCCUACAGACAACCACACAUUCAUUCUUUCUCCUCUUUACUCUCCUAAACUACCUGUCUCACACAAGUCCCUCUAUCUUCCCUGUCCUCCACCAUCCCUUCAUCCUUCUUCAAAACGUAACGGUAGAGGUCGGCACCAUGCGUCGGUACAGCUCGGAGGGGUCCCUUCUGGACAUGGACUUCCUUCCGCGGCGAAAAGUGGCGCUAGCGAAGGACCAGAGCUGUGGAAGGGAUGGAGAGUCGGGCACUUACACCCUGACCCAGGAGCAGGAUGAGCUGGACAGUGGAUCCUCAUCACUGCCCCCAAUCAUCCAGGAACCGGGCAUGAGCGCUAACAAAGGAGGAAAAGGAGAGAUGAAAAAGGAGCACAGCGUCAGUGUGGAGAACUUCACUGAGCUGGGCAUGCUGGAGAAGGGAAAGCUGGGAGUUGUGGGCAUCAGUGAAGGAUGCCGGGCCUACAGUGACAGUCAACUGGCCCCGGUGGCCAAGGGCAGCAUGGGCAGAGAUGGACAUCCGUCAACUUCACCCUCAAACACAUCCUUAUCCAACCCCCUCAAGUCCCACCAUGCAAAGGCCAGGCUGUCAGCAGCCAAGCUGCACCUCAAGAGCCUCUUUGGACAGAGCCCUCAUUCCUCACAAUCCAAUCUCUUCAAUACAGAGCAGAAAGACAGUGCCAAAGAGAGAAGGUCUCGUUUGCCCUUCCUUCGCCAGUGGAGCCAGGUGGGUCACAGCAAGACCAGGUUCAGCCGGGAGGAGAUGGACAAGUGGGCCGAGUCCCUCAACACUCUCCUGGACAGCCGAGCGGGCGUGUCUGUGUUUGGUGCAUUCCUGCGUUCUGAGUUCAGCGAGGAGAACCUGCAGUUCUAUCUGGCCUGUGAGCAGUACAGACACUCGUCCAAUAAUUUCAGCCUGCAGAGGAGAGCCAGAGACAUCUGUGCCACCUACAUCCAGCCAGGGGCACCCCGGGAGGUGAAUCUGGACAGCAAGACCAGGGAGCUGACCAUGCAGCUGCUUCAGGCUCCCUCUCACACUUCCCUCUGCCACGCUCAGAAACGCAUCUACACCCUCCUGGACACAGACUGUUACCCCCGCUUCAUCCAAUCCAAUAUCUACCUCUCUCUGCUCCCAGAGGCAGACCACAGCCCCUAGGCUACACCAUGACUAGUGACAGUAAAUGUGGGGAACCAGGUUCACUGUAACGUAUGUGCCAGGUGCGAAACGCCCACGUCAUCUUUAAAAAAAGAAACAGAAAUGCAAGGUUGAUUAAAAUACAGUAACAGUACUAAAAACUAGAUAUACAAAGUAAAAUGACAUCAAUAGAAAAAAAAACCUGUUCCAGGUUUUUUUUUUUUAAAUAUAGGUUAUUUUGGUUUCUACUCAUUUCCCUACAGGAAAUAAGUAGUGCAAAGGCUUAGCUUAUCCUAGGUAAUCUGGGCCACAGGCGGAAUGGAUGCAGUAGAGAACAGGGCACUGGGGGAGGGUAUGGACGAUGGUUUCUAAAAGUAGUCAUUAAAAAUCAGGGGUAAACGGGAGGCCGACAUGCAUGUUCAAACAGAGGUUCAAGAUGCCGGGAGCUCAAGACUGUUACUUGAAUCUGUCGGUGGGACCAAUUAAAAUAUUCCGAGCAUGUUUUAAUCAUCUAACACCCUCGCUUUUGGCGUCAGUGAGUACCGUAGUUAGAGUUCCCAUGGUCCAUUGAGCACAUGAGGAAUUUCCUUAGCUGACCAAAAGGAAAAACACGUCAGACGAGAACAAGCACUAGAUAAAGGUCAAAGCACUUUGUGAGUUACUUAUGUAGUAUGGGUGAGUGAGUACAAACUCACGCUUGUGGACGUGACUAGCAAAAGGAAGUAACCUGAGAGGACUAUCAACAAAACACUUUCUUGGAAAGAGAUUCCAGCGUUUUUUGGACUUUCAUGGAGAGAAUACUCGUGUCACCAAGUACCAGAUUACAGUGUGGGUGACAGCAAUUUUUUUUUUCCGGGAUUGUCACACUUGUUGUUGCAACAAACAGAUUUUAAGUCAUUUGUUUCUGUUCUCCUCAGGCUGCAUCUUGCAUAGAACCUUAUGCUCCUGCCAACUGAUAAUGUAAAACUUCCUCGUAAAAAGGCGGGGAAAGAGUUUGAAGCCAACACCACACCUCAAGUAAAACUCCAUGUAGGGAACUCGUGGUGUCUAAUGUUGUUUGUAUUGCUCCAAGUUAAUCUUGAUGGAGAUAUAAAAAUAAAUAAAAAAUUUAUAUAUACAUGGGAGGUCUUUUGCAACCCAGAACCUUUGUUGAUUUUGAGUAUUUCUGAAAGGUAAUAUAACCUUUUCAGCAUCCCAGUCGUUCAUUGAGGUGGUAUAUCUCUGUCCACGGCUGUUUAACCCCCUGGCCUUAAGAGGGUUGCUAGGAUACUAAGCCUGUGUCCAUCCUCGAGUACAAAUCCUAGGACUGGGUGUGCUAUAUGCAUUGUGGACCACCACUCUUAAGCAAACAUACAGAAAUGAAUCAGUAAGCUGGUUAAGGAUAACCGUCUGUCUUACUGGCGUAUGUAUUAAGGAGUCGCAUGUAUUAACAUUUCAUUAAAAGUUUACCAAACAGUGCAUAA
Molecule: messenger RNA, 2977 nt
Organism: Osmerus eperlanus (European smelt)
Lineage: Eukaryota; Metazoa; Chordata; Actinopteri; Osmeriformes; Osmeridae
Product: regulator of G-protein signaling 1
Exons: 6
Coding region: 525-1535 (336 amino acids)
Source: RefSeq, a predicted model, not a curated record